GUCUGGUUUUUGUCCAUGUCCGUUAGCCAUCCACAGAAAAAUGGUCUUCUAUUACUUUUACAAGCUGCCAAGAAGUUGGAUGAAGAAGAAACAUUACAUCGAUAUUCCUAUAGUACAGAUAAGUGGGAACAUAGAUCUCAGAGAAAUUACGAUGAAACACACUCAUCAUACUCCUGUCCUCACAGUUAUAGCUCACAAAAACGACCAGUCACAUCUGUGAGAUGCACACACAAUGAGCUUGAAAAAAGUCGCCGUGCUCACCUUCGUACUUGUAUGGAGACCCUAAAAGAGCACCUAAAUUUCGAUAAUGACGUACCAAGAAUAACUAUGCUGACAGUUCUAAAAAAGGCCACAGCUACUAUACAACUUUUAAAACAGAAAAAGCAGUGUCUUGAGGUCUAUGAAGAUAGUGAAAAACAAAGAUGUGUUCAAUUGCUCAAACGACGCCAAGCUCUUAGAAAAAAGUUGGAAGAGAAAAGAAGUCGUUCAUUAAAGCUACAGAGUUGGAAAGAAAGAAAUCGCAAUUGUUCUGAGUGUUCUAUUGCGACUACAUCUUCAGGUAAGAUUUGUUUCAUUGAACCUCUUGACAAUGGUUCCUAUGAUUCUAAAAUACUAUCUUAUUUCUUUACAGACGAUUCUGAAAUGGAUUUACGAUCUGGUUCUUUAUCUAAUAUAACUACACCGUCUUUAAAUAACAACACACAACUAUCUAAUACAGCAGCAGCGGGUCUCAACACAUGUGUUAAUGAUCCAAACUUUGUCUUACACAUAUCGAAACACAGAAGUCUCAGUUCACCCAUUGGCACUAUAAGCAGUUCACCUGUCGGUUUGGAUGCUUUCGAUGCAAGUAGUUCAGAUUCAGGAUUUGAGGAAAUCACUAUAUCUUCUAAUGGUGUUGUAUCUCCAAAUGAAAACUCACUAACUUAUUGUAUCAAUGAUAGAUCUCAAUGUGUGUCAGCAUAUUCAAACAAGUCAUCUUUUUAUUUCCUUCGUCGACUGUUUGUUGUUCAUUCUACUCAGAAUUUUUUCAUUUGCGUGCAUCAUAGUCAAUGCUGCAAAUUGGACAUUUCGACGGCUUUCAGUCACAUCGUGCCAAUCAGUUUCCUCACAUUGUGUUCACUGAUAGUGCAGUUUAUUUAUGUGCUCAAUUAUCUGGUCUGGAAUUUUCGCUUUGUUAAAAACAUUACUAAUUUGUAGCAGCUCGACGUUUAUCUUCUAUCAUCAUACGUAUUCUGAACUUUAUUUAUUUUCAGUUCUCGGUAAGUAUUUACUGUCGCUGGUCAUGUCAAUUUAGUAGUGACUACGAGUUUUUAGAGACUAUUGAGUGGAUUGUAAUUGAUAUUUAGGACUGUUCUCAUACUUUACCGACAUAUUAGUUUUAAACGCACAUUCCCUUUCCUGUUUUUAAUUAUCUUAAUCCUUCCCACUGUUGGUGCGUAAUGCAAACUGUGAUUCUGCUCUAUUUUGCAUUUUACUGAAUAAUAUUCGAGAGCCCUCAUAGUUGCCUGCUGUAUCUAGCAGAUUUUGAAUUAAACCGCUUAAUAUAUUUCCCCGUUUAUCUAAUCCCUUCAACUUUAUUUGUUGUCGUAUAUUCCUCGAGUACUCACCUAAUAUUUCUGUGCGGAUGCCAGAUAUGUCUUUCACGAAUGAGUCACUAUGCUUCUGAAUCUCGUGCUAUACACAAAUUACUGAAAUUUCUUGGACUGUCUCGUGUCUUUUCCAGCUUACAAGUCACGUGCAAUUUCGGCAGCGGCUUUAUAACGUGCUUCGUGGGCAUAUGUAUGCCAAUAUGAACUUUGUAUAGUAUUUUUCUGCGAAGGGUAUACAUGCUUUUAAAGAUAAUCUGAUCAUCUAUCCAACGUGGGUGCUUAAUGCACUUGCAUUAUUUUUUAGUGAUUUUGUCCAGUUUUUAACGGCAGCAAAUUUGCUAGCUGUGAUUGUUUGUACAUUUAAUGUUAGAAACCUUAUAUGUUGCCUGAUAUUCAAGUGACAAACUUAUAAAUCCUGAUUGAUCUGUUUGUAAAUAAGACAAUUCUUUCCUCAUUAAAGUUGUUAUUUCGAAAUAUCCCUACAAUGGCAGCUGUUUUAUUGUAAACGAAGUUUAUUUCCUAAAGGCAAUCUGCCAUGUUAAUACCCUAAUUCGCUUGUAAUAAUAUUGAUCCUUUUCAAAUUGUCUAUAUAUUGUCUGCUUUCAAUCUGUUUCAUUUAUGAUCCAUUUAAUUGGGUCUCUUAACAACUGAUCUCGUUCAAAUCAACCAUUUCGUCUUUUUU
Messenger RNA from Schistosoma spindalis, 2271 nucleotides. Lineage: Eukaryota; Metazoa; Platyhelminthes; Trematoda; Strigeidida; Schistosomatidae. The record is from the annotation of a GenBank genome assembly.